This is a messenger RNA of Fraxinus pennsylvanica, 576 nucleotides long. Lineage: Eukaryota; Viridiplantae; Streptophyta; Magnoliopsida; Lamiales; Oleaceae. The record is from the annotation of a GenBank genome assembly.
AUGCCUUCUUCUUCACAGGGUUUCAAUCACCUCUAUAUAUCAUCAUCAGUCUGCAGUCAGGGAAGUCACAUACUCACAUCCUGCCUGAUUCUAAACCCUAAGGCAGAAUCAACAGUGAUCCUGGAAUACAUUGAAGAAACCUGGCCACAAAAUCCAUUGCUUCCGAGUGAUUCCCACGAGAGGGCCAUCGCUCGAUUCUGGAUGAAAUUUGUGGAGGAUAAGAGUCCAAUAUUUGGGGCAUUCUAUGUGACUGUUGGUGAGGAACAAAAGAAAGCAGUAGAAGAAGCCAAACAACAGCUGAAGAUCGUAGAAGAGCAUGGUCUUGGUGACAAGAAAUUUUUCUGUGGGAACAACAUAGGACUGACAGAUAUAGCCUUUGGAUGGAUGGCUGUCUGGAAUGACGUAAUUGAAGAGACGGCGGGAGUAAGAAUUAUGGAAGCAAAUGAAUUUCCUCGCCUACAUGCUUGGGUUAAGAACUUUAAGGAACAUCCCGUUUUAAAAGAUAAUCUUCCAGAUCGAAACAAAAUGUUGGUGUACUACAAGCACAAAAGAGACAUAUUGCUUGCAAGGACAUAG